Patella vulgata (common limpet) is the source of this 6442-nucleotide messenger RNA. RefSeq names its product S-adenosylmethionine synthase. NCBI's taxonomy places the organism in Eukaryota, Metazoa, Mollusca, Gastropoda, Patellidae. Gene Ontology annotation, biological process: S-adenosylmethionine biosynthetic process. Gene Ontology annotation, molecular function: ATP binding; methionine adenosyltransferase activity. The transcript has 8 exons. Gene Ontology annotation, cellular component: cytosol. The record is from RefSeq and is a predicted model, not a curated record. Bases 88 to 1236 code for a protein of 382 amino acids.
CCGUCUGGUUAAUACCGUCUACCUUUAAUGGCAGCGUCCAUGCACUGUUUGUAAAAUUUGCCCGGCGGAAGAAAAUCCUCAAAGAUAAUGGAAAACAAUCACCCGGAUACCUUCCUUUUCACUUCAGAAUCCGUUGGUGAAGGCCAUCCAGAUAAAUUAUGUGAUCAAGUGAGUGAUGCAGUGUUAGAUGCCUGUUUACAACAAGAUCCUUACACUCAACUCAACUGUGAAUGUUUAACGAAGACUGGUAUGGUGUUUGUGAUGGGAGAAUUAUUGUCGAAUGCUAACAUUGAUUAUCAGAGAGUUGUUAGGUCGACGGUAGAACAUAUUGGUUAUAGUAGUUCUGAUAGUGGUUUUGAUCAUAAAACGUGUAACGUUCUUCUGUCAAUGAAUGAAAAUAAACGUGGAGAAUCUUGUAAAAGUCUAGAUGAAAAUACUCCUGCCAGUGAUCAGGGUUUAAUGUUUGGUUAUGCUACAGAUGAAACAGAAGAAUGUAUGCCAUUAACAGUUGUACUAUCACAUCAACUUAAUGCUAAAAUAGCUCAAUUACGUCGUGAUGGGGGUUUACCAUGGGCAAGACCAGACUCAAAAACACAGGUAACAGUUGAAUAUAAGAAAGUACACAACGCUAUGGUACCUGUACAUGUACAUACGGUAGUUAUCUCCCUUCAGCAUGAUGAACAUGUAACCAUGGAAACACUACGUCAAGAAUUACGUAAUAAAGUUAUAAAUACUGUGAUACCUAGUAGAUAUCUAACAGAUGAAACAAUCUACCAUAUUCAACCCUCCGGAAGAUUUAUUAUAGGUGGACCUCAGAGUGAUGCUGGUUUAACUGGUAGGAAAGUUAUAGUUGAUUCGUAUGGAGGAUGGGGCGCAAAUGGUGGAGGUGCCUUGUCGGGUAAAGAUGGUACCAAGAUAGAUAGAUGUGCCUCGUAUGGUGCCAGAUGGAUGGCCAAAUCUCUCGUCAAAGCUGGUCUUUGUAAACAAGUUUUAGUUCAGUUAGCGUAUUCUAUUGGUGUAGCCGAACCUGUUAGUGUAACUGUUUUUAGUUAUGGAACUGGUGUUAGACCCGAUGCUGAGUUGUUGAAUAUUUUAUACAAGAAUUUUGAUAUGAGACCAGCUCAAUUUGUCAAAGAUUUAGAUCUACGCAGACCAAUAUAUUUUAAAACAUCGUGUUACGGACAUUUUGGAAGAGAAGAAUUUCCGUGGGAGAAACCCAAGACCCUUACAUUAUAGAAUCAUCACAAUCCAAGAUCUGUUUUAAAUCUCACGGAAAAAUUCACAAAUUCAUCGUUUUUGGAAACAUAAUCAUAUAUAUUUUUUACUCGGCAUUAGAAUUACUCAGAUUUGAAACUUUUAUGUUUUUCCUAUUGAAUAGUUAAAAUCUAGGUUUAAGCAUGGACCUAAAAAUACAUUAUAAAAAAGAUCCAUAGUAUAAGUGAAAAGAAAAAAACUAUUUUCAAAUUCAUAUUUUCAGCUGAGCCCCAGCAACAUGGCGUUCGGUUUCCCAUUACUGUUCCUAUUCCUUCUUUCAAUAUGCUAUAGAUCUAAUGUCUUAAAUCCUGUUGAUCGGUGUUCGAAAUUGUUACGUUUGAACUGUUGUAAGAAGAUGUUUAGGCACCGAGCGCAAGCAGUUCUAGAAAUCGGCUGAUACAUUCCUAAUCUCGAAUUCAUUGGGCCUUGAUAAAUGGUAUGUUAAAAGAUUUCAAAAAUUAAAAUAUUUUGCUAAAAGUUUUUGAGAAGAGCAUCCUAGUAUCUUUGGGUUUUUUAAAUUAUUAUCUUUCCCGCCAAGACAUAAGAAGCAAUAUUUUAAAAGGUCUUUCUGAAGAAAAAAAUCUCAAUUUGGGGUAGCCUAAAGUUUAGGCCGUAAACUGAGGGUUAGAUAUAUUUUAUUUUAUAAUGUUGAGAUUAGUAAACAUAUCAUAUGAAUUAUUGUGUAUUGUUUAUGUCUUCUGCUUAUUUUCUUGGCACGUUCUGCAUAUUAUUUUGGCGCCUUUUGCAUCUUAUCUUGGCCUUCAUCUCGGGAAGCCCUGUCGGCUCAGUGUAUAAUGCAUUGACUUGCUAACCAGAAGGUCAUGGGUUCAUUCCAUGUUGGUUGAGAACGGUGCAGACCAAAGUGUCUAGUUGUUCGAACAAUAUGAUAAACCAAGGUCCCGUGUAAACAUUGGCUUGCGCAUAAAAGAACCCUUGACAGUUGAAAUAAUGGACUAUACAUUGUCUCUUGCCAGGCCCUCCGUGCCACACCACUGACAAGGAGGAACCAUGCCGGAAUACCCCUAGAACUGUUUCUACCAACACAGUGAACAAACAGGCUAGCAAGCCAACAUCCUACUCACUGAGCCAACAUGUCUCCCAUCCCCGAACAGGGUUAGUAUACCUACAAGAAAGGUCAAGAUAUGUGCUGUGCAUAUCUGGAGGAGAUGAAAUCUACAAGUAAAAAUAUAUUAUUUUAAGAUAUAAUAAUCCUUUAUUUAUCGUUGAAUUUAAUUCAAGUUUUACAACUUUAAACGUUUGGUGCAUGUUUAAUUAUUAUCGUAUAAUUUUACCUGUUUAUUUAUUAUGUUAUUAAUGAAAGCUGUUUAAUUAUAACAGGUGUUAAGUUAUAAUGCUAUGUUAUUUAUAGUGUUACUAAUAAAUGUUUAAUUAUAAGGAUAAUCUGUCUAUAACUGUUUAAUUAUAAUGCUAUACACGUGUAAUCUGAUCUGAUACCGUUGACUAAUGAAGCUAGGCCUUUUAGUAAUGACAAGUUUUGUCAUUAAAUCAUAUAAGUGGUCAAUAUUCUAAACUAAUGUUUAGUAUGUAUAGAAAGUGGUUAGAAUUUCUAACUAGCUGUAAAGGAUGUCACUACUUGUGCAAAAGCGUGAGGAAUUAUAGCACUCAUCACUAUUGAAUACACAAACCUGGACAAUAGUGGUGUAUAUCAUUCAAUAGUCACAGUUUUAACACCUUAGUGGCAAAACACCUACUUAAUGACUACUGCUUGAUUACUAACAAUUUUAACUAACUAAUACACAUCAUGUAUAUAAACUAAUGACUUUGAUCUAUUAGUGUCGUAUAUUUUCAUUUAUAACAGUUAUUUGUUGCUUGAUAUCAAUGUUACAGUGAUAUUAAACAGCCAACUUCUUAUAAGGCUAUAUUAUCCAUAGUAUUAAUGCCAACUGUUUAUAUCUAUAGCUGUUUAAUUAUAAUGCUAUAUUAUCUAAAGUAUUAAUAACAGCUGUUUGAUUAUGUAUUGUUUAAUGGUUGAGAGCGAGACAUUAAAAUAUAUUGAUACUGCAUGAGGCGUUAGCCGAGUGUUGUUUCAAUAUAUUACGCAAUGUCUUUAGCUCGAGACCAUUAAACAGCUUAAAAUACAGACACUAUCCCAAAAACGUCACGCGAGUCCAAUAUUUCAUCUAGUAUAGAUAAUGUACGAUUGACAAGUUGCCCAUACAUUAUUGGAAAUAAUGGUACACCAACAUUAAAGGAUAUUGUCACAGCAUUUUCAGACUUAAGUUAAGAAUUUACACAAAAUUGUUUGUCUUAUUUUAACUAAAAUAUAGCCCUUUAUAAGACUUUUGUUGUUUUAAUGUAUCAAAUACAUCAAUAAGAAACUAUGUGCAAAGUUUUGUGUUUCUGGAUCAAAGAUAUUUCUCAUAAACAGUGAUUGAAAGUUGAGUAAUUUCUUAACUUAAACAUACAUUAUGCAAGAGCCUUUCUUUAGGCCUAAAAUGUUAUAUAAAUUAUUAAUUAGACAUUUAUGAACAUGAAAAGACCAUAAUCAACUCUCGAUGUCAUCACUAGCCUGCGAUGUUUACUGGAUUGAGAAUGCGUUGUUUACUCGGGGCCUGGUUACUAUGAUAUUUAUUUAACGAUAUAUUAUUUCAGAGCUUGGAACAAAGAACUUAUUUUAUUUUAGGAGCCAUAUAUCUCUGAUCUCGUGUGUAUUAAUCUCCUCUACAAAUUCUGAUAUUUUACCGUGUAUAUCUUUAUUGUUGUUUUUCAUUUAUUUGUUAUUAUGGGGGUGUUUUGGGUCUUUUAUUUUAGCUUUGCGUUACACUGUGUGAAGCACAUAUUGUUAUAUUAUACUAAUAUUUGUCACUGUUGUUUGUCUGCUUGUUCAGGGUUGGCGGCUACUCUAGGGCUGUCCUGGGGCUGAAAUUUGGUGUAUAAGUGUAGCUCAGACCAGGGAGGAACUUGGGCCAGGUUUGCGCUGGACUGCUGCUUCCAGUUUUCGUCUGCUAGUAUUCUACCCAGUGUCUGAUUUACCAGGUAGGGUCGCCUGUCCAACCUCGUGGGGGUUUUUUCCGGGUCCUCCGGUUUCCUCCCGCUGCUAAAGACCCCUACAUGCAAGCUAAUUAUUGAAAUAAAAUUGAACCAUAUGUUAGUCCCGAAAUGACCUAGUUUGUGUCAAGUAGAGUUAAACCCCAUCUCUCUCUCUCUCUCUCUCUGCUUAAGCAAAAGGUCCUGAAGAUCAGAGGAGCCUCAUCUUCCCUCAUAAUUCCAAAAUUUGCAAUAAAAUUGUUGAAAAUAAUGAUGGGAUUAGUUGAGACUAGAUGAGAUUAGUUGAUACUAGAUGAGAUUAGUUGAUAUUAGAUGAGAUUAGUUGAGACUAGAUGAGAUUAGUUGAUACUAGAUGAGAUUAGUUGAUACUAGAUGGGAUUAGUUGAUACUAGAUGGGAUUAGUUAAGACUAGAUGGAAUUGGUUGAGAUUCGAUGGAAUUGGUUGGCAUUAUGUGGAAAUUUUUUGUUUCAUUUUACAAUACUCCUUUAAAGUGUUUGGAUUCCCAGUUUGUUUUUACAUGAUUAUUUAUGUUUAGAAAUACUCUGUUGUUAUUAACAGAUAGAUUAAAAUUUAAGAGAAGUUUGUAAGAAAUAGAAAUGUCUGUAGAUCAGACAUGUUGACAUAGUUUAAUGUUAAAAUUCUUUAAGCUUAUAUCACUCCUGUCAAGACAUGACCACAACAUGGCAGUCUUGGGUUCAAUUGGAUUAAAACACAGAUCCUAUUUCAUUUUUACAAGGACAGCUGUCUAGUCGUUUGGAUGGGACGAAAACCGAGGUCUCGAUUACACAUUGGCUUGUAAGUAAAAGAUCCCUUGACAGUUGGAAUUCGAUAUAAGAGUAGGCUGUAGUGCCGCUGUCCGGGCAAAAUUUCCCUCAUAGCAGAAUGUAUGGCGUAUGCCCAGUUCAGAGUAGAACAGUAGGACGUUAAACCCCAUUUCAUUUCCUAUAGUUAAAAAUUUUGUUUUACUUGCCUUUACUACACUAGGAUCUGGAAGAGUUGUUAUAUAACCUGCGUUCUGGAUAUGUGAGGGUUUAGCCAAUGAAACGAUUUGUUAUGGUGAGUUUUUGCCAUGAGUUGCACAGAACUAUGGGUAACCCACUAGAAACAUCAACGCUAAUUGGUAAAUCAAAUUUUUGACGUCAUAGGAUCAAAAGCCGCUCGUAUGAUCUCUGAUGCGACCUAUUGCUAGAACCGGUAAGAGCUUCAUGUAGUGUAGGCUAUUGAAAGUAUAAAAAAACGAAACAAAAUAUAGAUCUGUAUUUUAAUCAGAUUGUCAACAUGGCAGUCUCGGGGUCAAAGCCCUCAACAUGGCAGUCUCAGGUUCAAACCCCUCAACAUGGCAGUCACGGGUUCAAACCCCUCAACAUGGCAGUCUCGGGUUCAACCCCCUCAACAUGGCAGUCUCGGGUUCAAACCCCUCAACAUGGCAGUCACGGGUUCAACCCCCUCAAUAUGGCAGUCUUGGGUUCAACCCCCUCAACAUGGCAGUCACGGGUUCAAACCCCUCAACAUGGCAGUCUCGGGUUCAAACCCCUCAACAUGGCAGUCACGGGUUCAAACCCCUCAACAUGGCAGUCUCGGGUUCAAACCCCUCAACAUGGCAGUCUCGGGUUCAACCCCCUCAAUAUGGCAGUCUUGGGUUCAACCCCAUUGUUAGUCGAGAAAGUUCCUCAGGACUUGCCAGUAUGGUCAUGUGACUUGCCAGUAUGGUCAUGUGACUUGCCAGUAUGGUCAUGUGUGACGGAAUGUCUAGUGGUUGGAAUGACACGAAUAACCCGAGGUCGACCGGAAAUCAUUGGCAUCACAUUAUGGAAUCUCUGACAAUUGAAUCUCAAAGCAAGAUUUGAUAGUAGUGCUGCUGUUGGGGCAAAAUUCCCCUCAUAGCACACUACAUGGGAUAAGCCCAUGUCCAUUGGUUCCGAAAACUAGGGUUGUUAAAAUCCAUUUCAUUUCUUUUAUUAAGUGAUUGAGCAGCGUGUUUUUUGCUUCUUUUUUUUUUAGCUCUUGGGUGAAAUCCAUUAACACUGCCUUUACUAAAUAUUUUGUUUGCUUUUGUUUAUUAUUUACUUGUUUAAGAAUACAUUUAUGGUUGAUCAAAUAUUUUACAAUACAUUCAGAUGUUGUCUGUCUGUUUUAUUAUUAUAUGAACAUUGAAAUAAAUAGAGGUUUUAUUUUGAA